Vanrija pseudolonga is the source of this 546-nucleotide messenger RNA. RefSeq lists its product as uncharacterized. Gene Ontology annotation, biological process: regulation of transcription by RNA polymerase II. Gene Ontology annotation, cellular component: chromatin. Lineage: Eukaryota; Fungi; Basidiomycota; Tremellomycetes; Trichosporonales; Trichosporonaceae. The record is from RefSeq and is a predicted model, not a curated record. Gene Ontology annotation, molecular function: DNA-binding transcription factor activity, RNA polymerase II-specific; RNA polymerase II cis-regulatory region sequence-specific DNA binding. The transcript has 3 exons. The coding region runs from base 1 to 546 and encodes 181 amino acids.
AUGGACGGCGCAGCGCACACUCUCCGCAACAUCUCCUUGAGCGACAGUGGACGGCGGGACAUGAGGACGCCAACGACGACGACAACAACAGAGCGCGGGGCCACAUCAUCUACAGCCACCGCUGCCGGCGCCGGCGCCGCGACGAUGGACGGCCUGACAUGUGAAUGCGGCCGCAAGUUUACGCGCAUUGAGAACCUGCGCCGGCACCAGCGGACGCUCUGCAAGCGCGCGUUCAACCGCCCCGAUGUGCUCAAGCGCCAUUUACGCACGCACGACAGCACGCCGCCCGCCGAGCCAGUGGGCGAGAGCAGCGCGGCGUCGCGCGCCGCCUCGGCGUCGCCAGAGCGCGCUGCACCUCCACCACCACAGCAGCAGGCUGAACCGCUGUUCGACUUCGCCACCACCCUGGAUCGUGAGGCUCCUCCACCGACGACCAACCUAACCAUCCCAGCGUUCCAAAACGCCUCAGAGCUCGACCUGCAGUUCAACCUCCCGUUCCCACUCGCCGAGCCCAUGCAGGUCGAUCCCUUGUGGGGUGAGUUUUGA